UAGUGUAAUAAAAUCAAACGUACUCUAUACUUUGUAGCAGUGAUGGCAGGACAAAAAAAAAUUGACAACAUAACAAUAUGUGAGAAGAGAUGCUCAAAAGCAGAUGGUGAGGAUUCCUGCUGCAUAGCAAAAAUAUACGAUCUGUUGAAAGAUGAGGCAAAAGAGCUGGAAGAGGCGAAGUUCGCGGAAACUCCGCUCCACAGAGCGGCCGAAGCCGGGAACACGGAGGUGGCGUUGGAGAUCCUGAGCCUGAUGCCCUCCCUGGGCAGUACGCUGAAUAGCAGGGGCUGGAGCCCCCUCCACCUGGCCAUAGAGGGGGCUCACCGCGAGACGGCGAUACUGAUGGCGAGGUUUGACAAGAUGCUGGUGCGGGUGAAGGGCAAGAAAGGGAUUACCCCGCUGAUGCUGUGUGCAGCCAGAUCCGGCGUGGAAGAGGAGCACAAUAAGAAUGAGGAGCGGAGGCUUCUUGCGCAGUUGCUGCUGGCGUGCCCGGAGUCGGUGAGCGACAGGAAUAACAAGAACCAGACCGUGGUUCACGUGGCGCUGGAGAACAGGGGGUGCAAGACGGUGUGCAUGCUGGUGGAUUGGCUCAAGAGGAGGAAUCAGAUCACCUCGGUUCUGUCGGUCAAGGAUAUCCACGGCAACACUGCUCUUCAUACUGCGGUUCAAUAUGGAUGUCAAGGGGGGGCGAAAAAAUUAGCGGGACUGGUCAAAGUAAACAGACUGAAUUCCCAAGGCAAGACCGCUCUAGACCUUGCCCAAAACCAAGAUAUUAUAAACAACUUAAUUAGUAAAGGAGCCAAGUACCAGAGAGAUAUUUACAAACAUACAAAAGCCGAUUACGUCCUCGACAAAGCAACCUUCCCCGAAGCCAUCUCCCGUGCCUACUACUACCUAACCGUGCAACUCACCCUCGAAAUGCGCAACACUGUCUUGGUAGUGGCCACCCUCAUUGUGGCCGCCACCUACCAGGGGGUGUUCAGCCCCCCUGGUGGCCUCUAUCCCCCACCAGAAACCCCCAACAAAACCACCCUAGUCGGCAGCCAUCACCCCUUUUUUAUGGGGCGGAGGCUGCUCGUAACGGGCGAGGACAAAAACUUGGCCGGGCGGAUGGUGAUGGAGAAGGCAAAAUACAAGUACUUCAUGCCCUCCAACACCUUCGCGUUCGCCCUGUCAGUCGUGAUAGUCAUAUUUGUGGUCCCAGGCACGCCCGUGUUCUUGAUCCUCCACAUCUGCCUGGUCUUCAUGUCCAUGAGCUAUCUUCUUGCUCUCGACGCUAUAUCUUAUUACACCGGCAUCUCCAACAUGAUCUUCUACAUGUCCGUCUAUGCCAUUGGCGGAGCCUUUAUUGUGAAGCUCUUGUAUUAUCCUGUCAAAGCGAUCCUCGUCGACGAGGAUUGGUGGCUGCGGGGAAUCAGCGUCCAAUUUGACAACUUUAUAGGAACCAAGGGGAAUUUCAACACAAUUAGCCUCAAAAUGAAGAAGCAAUUCAUGAUUCUACGUCUUAACUGAAGGACGGAUUUUCAUUGUUUUCCUGUGUGUCUGAGAAGAAAUUGCUUUCAUGAUUGUAGAUUGAGAUCAUAACUAUUGCAUGUUAAGGUCAUGUAAUAACUUGCGUCUUUUUUUGUGUGUUGUUUUGUUUUGUUUUUUGUUUUUGAGAGGAAUGGAAGUGGUGUGGGUUGAUGAAAUAAGAUGUGUGGUAAUGUAAUUAAUUAUUUGGAUGAUGAAAUAAAAAUCUUGUUAUUGGA
Messenger RNA from Salvia splendens (bonfire salvia), 1748 nucleotides. RefSeq names its product ankyrin repeat-containing protein BDA1. Gene Ontology annotation, molecular function: protein binding. The transcript is spliced from 2 exons. The record is from RefSeq and is a predicted model, not a curated record. Bases 43 to 1512 code for a protein of 489 amino acids. NCBI's taxonomy places the organism in Eukaryota, Viridiplantae, Streptophyta, Magnoliopsida, Lamiales, Lamiaceae.